Molecule: messenger RNA, 1002 nt
Organism: Cuscuta campestris
Lineage: Eukaryota; Viridiplantae; Streptophyta; Magnoliopsida; Solanales; Convolvulaceae
Source: the annotation of a GenBank genome assembly
GAUGGCCUUUAGAAGCACAUUUUCUCGAAUUCACACGUUGGUAGUCAUGUAUAAUAUUGUACGUAGUAUUAUUAAGCUCACUGUAAAGGCCUUUAUGAAUUCAGGAAUUGGAUUAUUGACAUUCACCAGGAAUAAUGCACAGAGAUAUUAAACCUCACAACGUCAUGAUCGAUCAUGAACUUCGAAAACUUCGUCUGGUUGACCGGAGGCUUGCUGAGUUCUAUCAUCUUGGUAAAGAGUAUAAUGUCAAAGUAGCCUCGAGGGGCCUGAACUACUUAUAGAUUUGCAAGACUACGAUUAUUCAUUGGUUAUGUGGGGUCUUGGCUGCAUGUUUGCUGGAAUGGUAUGAGAUUUUUUGUGCAUACUCUCUUCUUAAUGCCGAAUUUAACAUGAAAUUUAAUUUGUUUAACCUGCAGAUUUUCAGGAAAGAGCCCUUCUUCUAUGGCCAUGACAACCAAGAUCAACCAAUUUCAAUUGCAAAGGUUCUUGGCACAGAUGAAUUGAAUGCAUAUCUUAACACAUAUAAUUUGGAGCUCGAUCCUCAACUUGAUGCUAUAGUUAGAAGACACAGUAGGAAACUGUGGUUGCGAUUUAUCAACUCAGACAACCAGUAUUUGGGAUGUCCUGAGGCCAUUGAUUUUCUUGAUAAGCUUCUUCGUUAUGAUCAUCGAGACAGGCUUACAGCUAAAGAAGCUUUGCCGCAUCCAUACUUCUUCCUGCUUCCUGGUCAGCGCUGCCGAAAAUAGCAGGGUGCGCACACAGUAAUGAAAGCCUCUCUCUCUCAUGCAUGUGGUGUUGUAAUGGUUUAUUGUAGUGACGGUUAUGUAGUUGCCAAAGGCCCUGUGAGUACAUUGCUUGUUGUAACAUUGACAUGAUUAUCGCGUACUGAAAAUGCACUUGUUUAUUAACCAUUAGGAAUUUAAAGAGCAAAAAUUGACAGUGUUUUAGCUGUCGUAAAUAAUGGAUUAAUGCAAAAGAUCAUAAUAAUGGACUGCUGCAUUU